ACUUGAUUGUUGAUCCUUUUGCAAUUGUGUCGUUACCUUUUUAUGACGUCGCCAUCUUAACAACAGAACUCUAUAUGUUCCUUGUCAACGUUUUGUAGCAGAGAGAGCUUUUCUUAUACCCAAACGAAAUAACGGCUGAAUUUUAUAGAAUGGAUGGUAUUGCUGCUAUGAGGGACCCUAACUCUCUUAAUGAUCAUGUCAUGAUCCAGUUUGACGGUGUGAUAGGGGAACCACCUACUGCUGAAAGUAUGUACUGUGUUUGGAAGGCCUCUGAUAAAGUCUUCACCGGGAGUAUGGAUUGCUGUUACAAAGGUUUGACCGCUGUUUGUGGAGUGCCAUGUGCUUUGAUGUGGGGACUGAACUUUGCAUGUCUCAGUUUUAAAUCUGUUUGGUGUGUCACUCCAUGCGUCAGAAUGAUGAGAACAUGCGUCAAUUCAUGGAGCGGAAUCUACAACACAUGCGUCAAAUGUGUCUGCCAACCAUGUUAUGAAUCCGUGGGCGCUAUGUUUAGUAAUAUCAAAGUAACACAAGAAUAAAAUAUAAAAAAAACAAUCUUUUUAACUUUAUUACGCCUCGAAUUCAAAUUUAAUUGGUCUGUGUCCAUUUUUAAGCCUGUUUGGUGUGUCACUCCAUGUGUCGACGUGUCAGAAUUAUUGAUAAGAACAUGCGUCAUUUCUUGG
Mytilus trossulus (common blue mussel) is the source of this 680-nucleotide messenger RNA. Its product is annotated as caveolin-1-like. Lineage: Eukaryota; Metazoa; Mollusca; Bivalvia; Mytilida; Mytilidae. Bases 150 to 536 code for a protein of 128 amino acids. Gene Ontology annotation, biological process: caveola assembly. Gene Ontology annotation, cellular component: plasma membrane; caveola. The record is from RefSeq and is a predicted model, not a curated record. The transcript is spliced from 3 exons. Gene Ontology annotation, molecular function: molecular adaptor activity.